UAAAGCUCAUCCAUUUAAGUACGGUGCAACGAUCACCCUAAAUCCAAUGCCUUGCUACUGUUAGCCGGGCUUUCUUUCUUCUUCUUGCUCUUCUUCGUCACCAUUACCUGACUUCUCUUCUGCCACAAAAAUUUUUCUACUAACUCCAUAUGGAGAGUGAAAAGCGCCAGCUUCACUUGUUUAUCUUCCCAUACAUGGCCGCAGGCCACAUGAUCCCGGCCAUAGACAUGGCCAAGCUAUUUGCUUCCCGAGGUUUGAGAAUAACCAUAAUCACUACUCCUCUCAAUGCCUCCUCGAUCUUCGAAACAGUUGAAAAAAGCAAAAUUCUGGGUUUAAAAAUGGACAUGUUAAUCAUCGAGUUCCCCGCUGAACAGGUUGGAUUGCCCAAAGGAGGCGAGAGCUACCACUUAGCCACUUCACCUGAUUUGCGGAUGAAAUUCCGGGAGGCCAUAACCUUGCUGAGGCAACCUCUCGAAGAACUUGUUCAAGAUUAUUGUCCUGAUUGCCUUAUAACCAGCGCGCUGUUCCCAUGGACCACCGAUGUUGCUAGGAGAUUUGGCAUACCGAGGCUUAUUUUCCAUGCCACAAGUUCUUUCUCUAUAUGCGCCUCAGAAUGUCUUAGGCUAUACGAGCCUUACAAAAAAGUUUCGUCAGAUUCAGAACCGUUCAUCCUCCCCAACUUCCCCGACGAGAUCAAGUUGACAAGAAACCAACUUCCAGAUUUUGUUACACAAGACAUCGAGACCGAUGUCGGGAAGUUGAUUAGGCACGUCAUAGAAGCGGAGCUAACGAGUUAUGGAGCUGUUUUCAAUAGCUUCUACGAUCUUGAGCCAGCUUAUGUAGAUUAUUACAAGAAGGUCCUUGGAAGGAAGGCAUGGCAUAUAGGCCCGGUUUCAUUAUGCAAUAAGGAGACUGAGGAUAAAGCACGAAGGGGGAAGGAAGCUUCCGUUCAUGGCCAUGAGUGCUUGAAGUGGCUUGAUUCGAAGAAAUCCGAUUCUGUUGUUUAUGUAUGUUUUGGGAGUAUGGCUAACUUCAAUGAUUCUCAGCUCAUGAAGAUUGCAAUGGGUCUUGAGGCUUCUCAGCAGCAGUUCAUUUGGGUUGUGAAGAGAGAGAAAACUCAAGGAACAAAAGAUGAGUGGCUGCGUGAAGAGUUUGAGAAAAGAGUAGAAGGAAAGGGCCUAAUCAUAAGAGGGUGGGCACCCCAACUGUUGAUUCUAGAUCACGAAGCAGUUGGUGGAUUUGUGACUCAUUGUGGGUGGAACUCCACGUUGGAAGGAGUGGUUGCAGGGGUGCCCAUGGUAACAUGGCCGGUGUCUGCUGAGCAAUUCUACAAUGAGAAGUUGGUCACCCAGAUCCUGAAAAUUGGAGUUGGUGUUGGUGCUCAACAAUGGGUAAGAUUUUUGGGCGACAGCAUUGGGAAGGAAGCCAUAGAGAAGGCGUUAAUUCGAGUAAUGGUUGGGGAAGAAGCAGAGGAAAUGAGAAGCAGGGCAAGAGAGCUUAUGAAGAUGGCUAAGAGCUCUGUUGAAGGAGGAGGAUCCUCUUACUCUGAUUUGAAUGCCUUGAUUGAAGAUCUGAGCUCGCAUGUCAUUGCUGGUGAAGCUACCGAGAAGAACUAGUUUAGUUUUUCACUUUGUGCUUGUUGCAACUGAGACAUUACUUGGCAUUUUCGUUUUCCUUGGAAAUUUCUACAGAGAUUUUGGCGUAGCGCCAUAAAAGUUACAAAACUGAAACAAGAGUUUCGGCUAAAAAAAAAAACAAGAAUCAGAGUGUCUCAGUUCAUAAA
Juglans microcarpa x Juglans regia is the source of this 1783-nucleotide messenger RNA. RefSeq names its product scopoletin glucosyltransferase-like. The coding region runs from base 150 to 1616 and encodes 488 amino acids. The record is from RefSeq and is a predicted model, not a curated record. The transcript has a single exon. Gene Ontology annotation, molecular function: UDP-glycosyltransferase activity. NCBI's taxonomy places the organism in Eukaryota, Viridiplantae, Streptophyta, Magnoliopsida, Fagales, Juglandaceae.